AUGUGUAGCUCCGUGACUGCCAAGCUGUGGUUUUUGACAGAUCGACGGAUCAGAGAAGACUAUCCACAGAAAGAGAUCUUACGUGCUCUGAAGGCCAAAUGUUGUGAGGAGGAACUGGACUUCAGGGCUGUAGUGAUGGACGAGGUGGUGCUGACAGUUGAACAAGGAAAUCUGGGUCUACGGAUCAAUGGAGAGCUCAUCUCUGCCUACCCACAGGUGGUGGUAGUGAGAGUUCCAACCCCAUGGGUGCAGAGUGAUAGUGAUAUCACUGUUUUGCGCCACCUAGAGAAGAUGGGGUGCCGACUGAUGAACCGACCUCAAGCUAUCCUGAACUGUGUUAAUAAAUUCUGGACAUUUCAAGAGUUAGCUGGCCAUGGUGUACCUCUGCCAGACACUUUUUCUUAUGGUGGCCAUGAAGACUUUGCUAAAAUGAUCGAUGAAGCAGAAGUCCUGGAGUUCCCAAUGGUAGUGAAGAACACUCGGGGCCAUAGAGGUAAAGCUGUUUUUUUGGCACGAGAUAAACACCAUUUAGCUGAUCUAAGCCAUCUUAUUCGGCAUGAAGCUCCAUAUCUAUUUCAGAAAUACAUUAAAGAGUCUCAUGGAAAGGAUGUACGAGUCAUUGUUGUGGGAGGCCGUGUCGUUGGCACCAUGUUACGUUGUUCGACAGAUGGAAGGAUGCAAAGUAAUUGUUCACUAGGUGGUGUGGGGAUGAUGUGCUCAUUGAGUGAACAAGGGAAGCAGCUCGCUAUCCAGGUGUCUAAUAUCCUGGGGAUGGAUGUCUGUGGCAUUGACCUGUUGAUGAAAGAUGACGGCUCCUUCUGUGUCUGCGAGGCCAAUGCAAAUGUAGGUUUCAUCGCCUUUGAUAAGGCUUGUAAUCUAGAUGUAGCUGGUAUCAUAGCAGACUAUGCUGCCUCCCUUCUGCCCGCUGGCCGGCUCACCCGGCGCAUGUCCCUGCUCUCUGUGGUGUCCACGGCCAGUGAGACUAGUGAGCCGGAGCUCGGUCCCCCUGCCAGCACUGCUGUCGACAGCAUGAGCGCAAGUUCCAGCUCUGUCGAUAGUGACCCUGAAAGCACCACCGAGCGAGAGCUGCUCACCAAGCUCCCAGGGGGGCUUUUCAACAUGAACCAGCUGCUAGCCAAUGAAAUCAAACUCCUGGUGGAGUGA
Messenger RNA from Arvicola amphibius (Eurasian water vole), 1164 nucleotides. RefSeq names its product ribosomal modification protein rimK like family member B (gene Rimklb). The coding region runs from base 1 to 1164 and encodes 387 amino acids. The record is from RefSeq and is a predicted model, not a curated record. Gene Ontology annotation, biological process: protein modification process. The transcript is spliced from 5 exons. Lineage: Eukaryota; Metazoa; Chordata; Mammalia; Rodentia; Cricetidae. Gene Ontology annotation, molecular function: ATP binding; metal ion binding; ligase activity, forming carbon-nitrogen bonds. Gene Ontology annotation, cellular component: cytoplasm.